Molecule: messenger RNA, 1254 nt
Organism: Suhomyces tanzawaensis NRRL Y-17324
Lineage: Eukaryota; Fungi; Ascomycota; Pichiomycetes; Serinales; Debaryomycetaceae
Gene: MKK2
Product: mitogen-activated protein kinase kinase
Exons: 2
Coding region: 1-1254 (417 amino acids)
Biological process (GO): protein phosphorylation
Molecular function (GO): protein kinase activity; ATP binding
Source: RefSeq, a predicted model, not a curated record
AUGUCCACAGGCCCUCCUUUGUUCAACGUGCCCAACACCAAGAGGUCGAACCCCAACAAGCUCCCCAACCUCUCCAUACCAGUGCCGCCUGUCGACACCAACCAUAAUCCCCACCCCCAGCCACGCAAGCUUCCUCCUAUAGAUUUCCUGAAGGUCAAUGGUUCGUAUUCCUUCACUCCUGAUACAAUCUCUCCGUCUGCCGCAGGCCAGGUACGUCCUUCACCAGACGGAUACGGAGGCCUCACGCCUGAACUCAAGACUCCCAACAUGCUGUUGAAUCCCAGCGACGCCUCGCUCAACAAAGACAUCGCGGAUCUCACUCCAGAGGACUGGAACGUGAUUGCAAACACAAAUCAAAUCAUGGAGCUCAGCAAGCUCGGCGAGGGAAACGGAGGCAGCGUGUCGAAGUGCGUGUUGAAGUCGAAUCCGAAGUCCAAGGUGUUUGCACUUAAACUCAUCAACACGGACCCCAACCCCAAUAUCCAGAAGCAGAUCAUCCGAGAAUUGCAGUACAACCGGUCAUGCGACUCUCCCAACAUCGUCAAGUACUAUGGCACGUUCAUGGUGGAAAAACAGUCCAUGAUAGGCAUUGCCAUGGAGUACAUGGGGGGCAGGUCGUUGGAUGCCAUCUACAAGCGGGUGAUUGAGAUCGACCCCACCAACAGGAUCAACGAGAAGGUGUUGGGCAAAAUGGCGCUUUCCGUGCUAAAUGGCUUGAACUACCUCCACCAGCAACGCAUCAUACAUCGCGACAUCAAGCCGUCCAACAUCUUGUUGGACAGCCAGGGAAACGUCAAGCUUUGCGACUUUGGCGUCAGUGGAGAGGUCGUCAACUCGCUUGCCACCACCUUCGUGGGCACCCAGUACUACAUGGCUCCUGAAAGAAUCAUGGGCAAGCCCUACACCGUCACCUGUGACAUCUGGUCAUUGGGGCUCACCAUGUUGGAGGUGGCGACCUGCAAGUUUCCGUUCCAGGGCACUGGCAGUGGAGGAAGCGACGACCUCGCCAACUUGGGCCCCAUCGAGCUUCUCAGCUUGAUCCUCGAGUACGAGCCCAAAUUGCAGGACAUUCCCCAAGAAGAAAUCUACUGGUCGGAUUCAUUCAAAAAUUUCAUUUCGUACUGCUUGAAGAAAAAUAGCGACGAGAGACCCAGCCCUCGCCAGAUGUUGGGCCACCCCUGGUGUGUUGGCCAGCAGAGCGUCCAGGUGCGUAUGGACAAGUUUGUCAAGAGAUUGUGGGGCGAUUUAGAGUAA